GCCCAGCCCCUGCUUUUAUUCAGAUAGUGGAAAUCCUUUCCUCCGAAAAUCUGCGAGAAAGGACCGUAUAGGUAGACAAAUACGUGGAAGAAACUAUCCCUGAAAUAAAACACAAAUCGCUGCUUUAAAUCACGUUUCCUACGUUUAUUGAAACAUCCGACUAAUGAGUGAUUUUUGGAGCAUACACGGUUCUUCCGAGUGAAAUGCUGUCUGUCUGCCUGCCACUCCUCUCCACUGCAUCCUGACUGACUGAAGAGCUCUGUCAUUGACUCGUCCGUUCUUUGUAAGGAGGUGUUAAUGAUGAGCGACCGCUUCACGUAGGACUGAAACCAGCCUGAACAGACACAGUCAACCACCGGACUGGAACCAGCCUGAACAGACACAGUCAACCACCGGACUGGAACCAGCCUGAACAGACACAGUCAACCACCGGACUGGAACCAGCCUGAACAGACACAGUCAACCACCGGACUGGAACCAGCCUGAACAGACACAGUCAACCACCGGACUGGAACCAGCCUGAACAGACACAGUCAACCACCAGACUGGAACCAGCCUGAACAGGCACAGUCAACCACCGGACUGGAACCAGCCUGAACAGGCACAGUCAACCACCGGACUGGAACCAGCCUGAACAGGCACAGUCAACCACCGGACUGGAACCAGCCUGAACAGGCACAGUCAACCACCGGACUGGAACCAGCCUGAACAGGCACAGUCAACCACCGGACUGGAACCAGCCUGAACAGGCACAGUCAACCACCGGACUGGAACCAGCCUGAACAGGCACAGUCAACCACCGGACUGGAACCAGCCUGAACAGGCACAGUCAACCACCGGACUGGAACCAGCCUGAACAGGCACAGUCAACCACCGGACUGGAACCAGCCUGAACAGGCACAGUCAACCACCGGACUGGAACCAGCCUGAACAGGCACAGUCAACCACCGGACUGGAACCAGCCUGAACAGGCACAGUCAACCACCGGACUGGAACCAGCCUGAACAGGCACAGUCAACCACCGGACUGGAACCAGCCUGAACAGGCACAGUCAACCACCGGACUGGAACCAGCCUGAACAGGCACAGUCAACCACCGGACUGGAACCAGCCUGAACAGGCACAGUCAACCACCGGACUGGAACCAGCCUGAACAGGCACAGUCAACCACCGGACUGGAACCAGCCUGAACAGGCACAGUCAACCACCGGACUGGAACCAGCCUGAACAGGCACAGUCAACCACCGGACUGAAGCCAGCCUGAACAGACACAGAGAGCAGAGCAGAGUGGACUGAAGCCAGCCUGAACAGACACAGAGAGCAGAGCAGAGGGGACUGAAGCCAGCCUCGACAACCACAGAGAGCAGAGCAGAGGGGACUGAAGCCAGCCUCGACAACCACAGAGAGCAGAGCAGAGGGGACUGAAGCCAGCCUCGACAACCACAGAGAGCAGAGCAGAGGGGACUGAAGCCAGCCUCGACAACCACAGAGAGCCGAGCAGAGGGGACUGAAGCCAGCCUCGACAACCACAGAGAGCCGAGCAGAGGGGACUGAAGCCAGCCUCGACAACCACAGAGAGCAGAGCAGAGGGGACUGAAGCCAGCCUCGACAACCACAGAGAGCAGAGCAGAGGGGACUGAAGCCAGCCUCGACAACCACAGAGAGCAGAGCAGAGUGGACUGGAAGAAUGUCAGUCUGACGGAGACAAAAACUGUUGUCCUGUUUUAUUCUCAAUCUUCAAGACUUCCACCCCCCUGGAUGGUGUGCAGCAGCAGGACACAGCUGCUUGUGGAGUAUGGGUACAACUGCCAGCGCAGCGCCACAACCCAUCUCUGUCUCAGGCUCCAUAUCCUCUGUAGCAGCGCACCAGCAUCCUCCUACGCUUGAGAGUCUCCAUGGCAACGGGGUGGUGAACAGCAGGCAGUCUCUCAGCAUGAGCUCUUCCCAGACGGUGAAGAUCCACAGCGGCAAGGCCAAGUCUAUCAUCACUAACAAGGUGGCACCUGUCGUUAUCACAUAUAAUUGCAGACAGGAGUUUCAGAUCCACGAUGACCUCUUCAGAACAAACUACAAAGUGGGCCGGAUAUCAGACUCCAUGCCUGAACACUACUUGGUACAGGGUGAGUUCUUCAUGGUCCAGGACGUGUACAGCAAGGCUGACGUCCUCAACACUACAGGCAGCUACGGAGCGCCAAACUACCGCCAGGUGAAAGGAAGCUACCCGCUGUACGGCAUGGGCCAGCCCAGCCUGAAUGGCUUCAAACAGGUCCUCCAAAGACUACAGAGUCAAGGGCAUGAGGAGGUGAUGUUCUUCUGUGUGCGUGAGGAACCGGUGGUGUUCCUGCACCUGGAGGAGAACUUUGUUCCAUACACCCCCCGGAGGAAGGAGAACCUCCAUGAGAAUCUCCAUGGCCUGGACAAGGAGGAGACGGUGGAGAACCUGGAGCUCACCAUCAGGAAGGAGCUCCACGACUUUGCCAAGUUGAACGAUAACGUUUUCUACGUGUAUAACGAUAUCGAGCACUUCAAGGGCGAGCCUCAGAGGAUGACCAUUACCUGUGAGGAGGACAUCAACGUCACAGAGGAGGUCUACAGGAGACCUCUGUUCACCAUGCCACUCUACAGGUACUACCGGCUGCCACUACCGAUGGAGGGAGCACCUCUAGAGGAGGAUUUUGAUGCCUUUGUUACUGUUCUCAGGGAGAGCCCCAACCUGUCUUUGAGAAGGGAUGUUUCCAGGCCUCUGCCUGCCCUGUUGUUCAGCUGUCAGGUGGGGGUAGGGCGGACCAACCUAGCCAUGAUCCUGGGGACCCUGGUCCUCAACCACCUGAAGACAACCCAGGAACCACCACAAGCGGAAGAGGCAGAAGCCAAGCCCCUGUUCCAAGUCAUUCAGACCCUCAUCAACAGACUACCUGAAGGACAACAGGUCAUGGAAGAGGUUGACCAAGCGAUCGCUCUGUGUUCAGAAAUGCACAACAUAAAAGAAGCGAUAUAUGAAAAUAAGAAGAAGCUUGAAGCGAUCGGAGAUGAUUAUCAAAUUCAGGGAAGCACGACCAAAGACUACUUUCUCCACAGAGCCAUCCAGAGCCUGGAACGCUAUUUCUACCUGAUUGUGUUCAACGCAUACCUUCAUGAACAGUAUUCUCUUGGCUUUGCGUCCAACUUCAGCCAGUGGCUGUGUGCUCAUCCCUGGGUGUACCGCCUGCUGGCCUGUAUGGACCUAUCAGAACUCUCCGCUCCGCCUGAUCUCGUCACCAAGGGAGCCCGCGUUCUGGUUGCUCAUGAGUACCUGUCUCCAGACAUACUCAGCACAGUGAAGGAGAUGAAGGUGGCUAACUUCAGAAGAGUUCCCAAGAUGCCCGUCUACGGCAUGUCACAGCCUACAUCAGAGGCGACGGGUGUGGUGUUGACCCACCUGACGGAUGAGAAGAGGAAGUACAGCCACGUCCUGUGGGUCAACCUGCAGGAGGAGCUGGUUCUGGAGGGGAACGGACAGGUCUUCACCCCCAGAGAGCCGUCCUGUCUGGAGCAACACAUCCCUGUCCCUGCCACAGACCCCACACAGAUUGAGAAACUAGAGACAGCCCUGGGAGAGGAGGUUCAGAGAGCCCAGAAGUGGCUGGAGGUCACUCUGGAGCAGGAGAAACAGAUGAAGAUGUUUAAAACCUGUCUGACUGUCCAGGAGGUCUUCAACCAGUACCAGAGAACACACCAGGGACUGCUCUAUAAACGCAUCCCUCUGUCAGACUGCUGCGCCCCCAAGGAGGAGGACUUUGACCAGCUCUUGGAGGCCAUGAAGAGUACCUUGGCUGAGGACUCUCGCUCAGCCUUCGUGUUCAACUGCUCCAACGGCAAGGGAAGAACCACAACGGCCAUGGUCAUAGCUGCUCUCACUGUCUGGCACUUCACUGGCUUUCCUGAGUUUGGUGAUGAUGAGAUUGUCAGUGUUCCUGAUGCCAAGUACACCAAGGGAGAAUUCAAGGUUGUGAUGCAGCUCGUUAGACUACUGCCGGACGGUCACCAGAUGAAGAGGGAGGUGGACAUGGCUCUGGACUCAGUCAGCGAGACCAUGACCCCCAUGCAUUACCACCUCAGAGAGAUAAUCAUCUGUACCUACAGACAGAUUAAAAGUGGUAAGAGUGAGAAGGAGGUGCAGCAGCUGCUUCUGAAGAGUGUCCAGUAUCUGGAGCGUUACAUGUACCUGAUCCUCUUCAACAGCUACCUGCAUCUGGAGAAGAAAAACUCCUGGCAACGAUCCUUUACCACCUGGAUGCAACAGGUGGCAGCCAGGGCCGGGGUGUACGACCUUCUCAACCAGCUGGGUUUCUCUGAGUUUGAGAACCUUCGGGACACGCCACUCGCCAGGCUCCGCUGCCGCUGGCAACGACAGAACAUCCAAUCACGUCCCUUCAGGGGGGCGUUCAUCUGAGCUGAGGAGAUCACUGUGAACUGCCAGACUAUGGCUGCUUCUGAAAUGGUACUCUAUUCCCUAUGUAGUUCACUACUUUUGACCAGAGCCCUCUGCACUCUAAAGGGAUUAGGGUGCCAUUUUAUGCAACCUAUGUCCUCCUGUGCUUUUCUUUUUUUAUACCUUUAAAAUGCAAUAAUGCUUUGUAUUUUAAAAUGUAAUAAUGCUUUGUAUUUUACCCUCAUCACUCCGAUACUUUAUUAUUAUAAUAGUGUUUUUUUUCAAACCCACUACCAAUGUUAUUUAGUAUUUGAAUGGAUUACUGUUUUAGUACUGUCAGUUGGUAUUUCCUGGUUCUGAUGCGUCUGCUCUGACUGCCGCCAAGAUUCAAGCUGACAUUUAGACUCAUUUGCUCUAUUGUUUCAUUAUUAAUAUAGGAGGAGAAUUAAUUCAUAUUUUGUCCUUUUUGUUUAAUGAAAGAAAAGGCGAGAACUGCCUCACUAGUAUGGGCCUAUAGGUUUAUCAAAGGAGGUGUAUAUUCACCUGGCAGAACAAACAGAUUAGGGGUUGAAAUGAAGGUUUUAAGUAGGUUACUUUUAGGGUUAGAAACAAGGGUUAUGUUAAGGUUAGUUUGAGGUUACGCUAAGGGUUAGAGGUAGGGAAAGGCUUAAACUUUGGGUUAGCGGAACUCCACCUCCAUAAAUAUUCUGCCGGUUAAAUAGACACUACCUUAACCAGAAGACAGAAUUGUAUUUGUCUGUACUAGAAUGUAACUGCAGACUUUUAAAAUGACAGCUUCUUUGUUUAGAUUGAAUACAUUUCUGCUACUUUUAAUUAACAUACAGUAUCAGUGUCUCCAAGUCCACUCCCAAGUAUUCGUUUGCCAAACUGCUGUAGAUGCUGCCAAAGCUAAGCUUCUGCUCUGUGUUUUACUGCUGUUUGCUUGUGCCUCGGUCCUCAGUUCUUCACAGACGUUUCUCCAAUCAUUAAAGGGGUAAUCUGCAUAAGGUUCAUCCAUUUUUAAAUAUUUUUUCAAUAAUGAUAUAUACCAAUUGAUCCUUGAAGAAUAUAACUUAUAAAUGCCUCGCGUUAAUCCAACUGUCGUACCCCAUCAGAACCCAAAAUAUACGCUUGUUUUACUCCAAGGUUUGUAAACGAUGUCAGUGUAAACACUGUAUAGCCUCAAAACAUGGUUAAACUAUAAUGUUGAUAUCAUGGAUGGUCUGUCCUUGUAUCCAUGGCGCCGUCUAUGAAUUUGAGUGGUUACAUUUUUCCAGCACCAUCCCUCUGCCUUUUACCAAAACAGUGGUGGGGUGGACAGUGUGUUUUGAACUGUGAAUUUCCCCUUUUUAAAGGGUUAAUAUGGGAUUGAAACAAGAACAAAGCCGUCUCUCUACCACCUGUUUCGGUAAACAGCUGAGGGAUGGAACUGGAGAAAUGGAACCACUCUCAAAUUCACAGACUGAGCUCUAAGCAGUGACCAUAUAUGUACUAAUCCCAGAUUCUUCCUUUAACUGAUAUCUCUGCAUCCUUGGAACAGCUGCUGAAACCAUUCAUGCAACCCACUCAUUUGAGGUUUCCAACUUCAGUAAAAGGUGCCCCCCCCCUCUUGGGAUAUUGGGUGUGUCCCAAAUUUCACCCCAUUCCAAACAGUAGUGCACUACUUUUGAUGUGGGUCCAUUGUGCUCUGGUCAAAAGUAGUGCAGUAACUAGUCGUCCACCCCCACACGGUGUCCUCUUCUCUCCCGUCUCCUGCCGUCUUCUGUCUGUGUUGUUAUGAACUGCAUUUUUAGGUGUUUGUCAACAAAAUAUGAGGCUAUUUUGAAAAUCAGCCUCCAAGAACAGAUCAUUAAAUAUAUAUAUAUAUAUAUUGGUCAGUAAAUAAAUGCAGUUUGUUUUCACAAAAAGUCAGUUCUGAGGGCUUCUGGGAAGGAUGUGUCCUUUAGGAGGAAAGCUAUGGCCUGAGGGACAGUCUGUUUGUACUGUCAUGCCAACUGCUUGGCACUCAUUGUCAUACCAAACAUGUUUUUCUUGACAACGACAGCAGUGGAGUUAGCAAGAGCACAAACAGAUCUGGGAUCAGGAAUGUUAUACCCCAAAACAACAAACUAUUAUCAUUAAGCACACUAAAGCUAUGUAAUGGUUAUCAAAUGUCCGUCGACAGGAAUCCGCUUCAGCUACUAUCAUGUAUUGUGUAAGCUAUACCUGAUACUUACAUGUUUUUACAGUAUUUCUAAUGCCAUAAUGAACAUGCUUUAGGAGCCAUACAGUAGAUCCUGCAAAUAUAGCCAGCCAGAGUACAGUGAUAGUCUGCAGAACAACAGUAGUCUGUGGAUCAGGCUGGUGUGAAACUGUAGAAACAACACUUACUGUAGGUUUGCUAUUUGUGAACUAAAUUAUUCCAACACAGCCUCGAAUGCGUCCCAAAUGGCACCCUAUUCCCUUUUUAGUGCACUGCUUUUGACCAUGGUCAAUAGGGAAUAGGGUCAGAAGUAGUGUACUGCGUAGGGAAUAGGGUGCCAUUUGGGACACAACCCCAUCUCUCUGUGGGUGCAGGAUCUGUUUUGCAUUAGAGGGCUGAGGGAUGACUGUUUUAUUGAGCAGUCCUGGGUUGUAUUCACUAGACACCGAAUGGAAGAAAACGGACCAAAACGGGAAAGGACUACCGGAACUUGUCCAAUCAGAAACGCACCUUUUCGUUGGCAAAACGUUUUCAAUUGCAAAAAAGCGUUUUGCUACGGUGUGCACACACGAGUAGGACUUAAAGCUGUCGUUAAUGGACAAUGGAGAGGCCGGACUUAAGUCUCCAUGACUCAUAACCAUAAAGGGUUGGGGGGUUUCUGUGAUGUCAUUGGGCGUGCUCCACUCCCCACUCCAGUAGGAACCAAAUGAUACGUCCGGGCCGGAUGGCCUUGGGCAGAAAUCUACAUGUGGAAGCUGCCACGUCAACCAUAUUUUAGUAUCAAUUGGUAAUGGUUACUGAUACUCUUUCUCCAUUGGCAGGACUUCCUGGGUGACAUUUGGGCCGGCACCCGAUUCCCUGUAUUGUGUACUAAUGUUGACACAUUUUGUCAAAAGUAGUGUACACUAUGCAGUGUACUACAUAGUGAAUAGGGUGUGAUUUGGGAUGCACACUUACUAUAUCUUACACCCACAGGAAGGGCUGUAUAAUAAUGUGUUCAUGAUAGCAGCAAUGCAUUCCUGCUUGUAAUGCAACCAUCAUUCAGCUUUGAGAAACAUCCAAUGUCCAAUCAGUUUACCAUGUUCUUUACCUAUCAUCAUACAUUACUAUUUAAACAGCCACGUUACUGCUCUCCUUAUCAAAUACAUCAUGCAUUACUAUUUAAACAGCCACGUUACCGCUCUCCUUAUCAAAUACAUCAUACAUUACUAUUUAAACAGCCACGUUAUCGCUCUCCUUAUCAAAUACAUCAUGCAUUACUAUUUAAACAGCCACGUUAUCGCUCUCCUUAUCAAAUACAUCAUACAUUACUAUUUAAACAGCCACGUUACCGCUCUCCUUAUCAAAUACAUCAUACAUUACUAUUUAAACAGCCACGUUACUGCAUAUCGGUUGUUAUGAAGGAGCUAUUAGAAGUGUGUAUAUAUAAAUGCAUUUUAUUUGAACAUUGUCCAGUACAGAGAUGAUGGGGUUUAUGUUCAUUUCAUUCCAUUGCAUUUUGACUCCAUUGUUAAUCUUUUUUUAUUUGUUUUAAAGCUAAAUAAAUAAAUAUGAAAAUGAAUUCAA
This is a messenger RNA of Salmo salar (Atlantic salmon), 8158 nucleotides long. The record is from RefSeq and is a predicted model, not a curated record. NCBI's taxonomy places the organism in Eukaryota, Metazoa, Chordata, Actinopteri, Salmoniformes, Salmonidae.